Aegilops tauschii subsp. strangulata is the source of this 715-nucleotide messenger RNA. NCBI's taxonomy places the organism in Eukaryota, Viridiplantae, Streptophyta, Magnoliopsida, Poales, Poaceae. The record is from RefSeq and is a predicted model, not a curated record.
AUUUUGUCCUCACUACGCGCUCACGCAGAACAAGCUCGAAAAAAAAAACGUUGCAGCUGGGAGGUGCAAAUCUUGACUUAUUCGGCCGCCACCUCCAGGCUUAUGCAUCGUGAAUCUAGGCUAUUGCGCCUAUUUGAUGGCAUAUUCCCCCGAGCUACUUCCUGAUGACGAUGCUUGGAGCAACGACAUGUACAAGGCUGCCAAGAAAGACGCCGAGCGUGUCCUCUCCGGCUACGUCACCAAGCCAACACCUGAGCUGCAAUACCGACACUUGGUCGAGUUGCUGGGUGCGAGAUCAAAGCAUGAGGUGCUCAAGGACGGUGCAAAGCUUGGCGAGCAACUGGCGGAGUCGAUGCUUGGAGAGGAGGUAGGGUGGGAGGCUCUGGCCGAAUUUUGGUGCAAGAUGCCGAUGUACAUUGCUCCAUCGGAUAACCUCGACGGGCACGCGGAGGCGAUCGCCCGGGGCGGCGAGCUGGUAACGCUCCUGUGGGCGCUGCUCACCCAUUUGGGGGUUGUCAGUAGGCCUGAGGCCACCUCCACUACCAAUACUACUACUACCACCACGGGUGCUUCUGAUGUCGUUUAAGCACUUAGGGCAGUGUGUUAUUUCAUUUAGCUAGCAGCCGGCUGUUAUGCUGCAUUAAUUCCUUCGAUGUUGUCCUACGGUCUGAUGAAUUUGUUGUAAUGAUGAACGUUUUGUUUAGAAUGGGUGAAC